Molecule: messenger RNA, 996 nt
Organism: Pocillopora damicornis (cauliflower coral)
Lineage: Eukaryota; Metazoa; Cnidaria; Anthozoa; Scleractinia; Pocilloporidae
Product: adenosine receptor A3-like
Source: RefSeq, a predicted model, not a curated record
AUGCAACCUCUCUACUCAGCUUGGCAGUGUAUUCCAUGGCUUGUGGUCCUCAUCAUCGAAUGUCUGGCCAUAGUCAUCCUUAAUAUCAUCACCAUUGUUGUUUUUAUGAAGAAGAAGCGUCAGCUACAGCGGCGGAGUACAUAUUUGAUCAUCCACCUGGCGAUGGUCGAUCUCCUGGUGGGUGUAGUCUCUGGGCCGCUGCAAAUUGAAAGAAGAAUGUCGGGGCUCUGUCCUCUAUGGAAUUACAGACGAAAGAAUAUUUGGUCUCAUUAUUUAUCUUAUGCAUUUUUACAUUUAUUCUCGUUCACUUCCCUAACAAAUCUUAUCGCUAUUUCCUUAGAACGGCUACACGCAACAUUUUUUCCAUUCAGGCAUCGCGUUAUGAGGGAAUGGGUUUAUAGAGCCAUAAUUAUUGUCAUUUGGUUAAUACCUAUUGUUAGAGAGGCCGCUCAAAUUUUCUUAAAGGGAAUUGCUGAUCGAGCUGUAAUUAACACUUCCUUGUAUAUCCUAUUUGCUGCAGUUUCUCUAUUUGUUAUCUGUGUAUCUUACAUCCUCAUUACUAUUAAGGUACGAUGUAGUCGUCAUCCUCAAUUUCAUUCUAGGUCCAAAAGAGAAAGAAAACUGACGGGUACUGCGCUUAUCGUCUCACUUGUAUCGAUACUUUGUUGUCUACCAGCGAGUAUAUAUGUAGCAUGUCUUCGCGUUUCCUUCACUUGUUUCAGAAAUUUUCAUAUUGAGAUCGCUGUGUUAGUUCUAGUUUUAGCUAACUCACUUAUAAAUCCUAUAAUUUACGCUAUUCGGAUGCCAGGAUUCAGAGAAGGUUUAUCACAGCUAUUUUACAGGGUCCCAGACCUUUCUCGUGUCGCCCCGGCAAACCUGCCACUUCGAAACCUUAAUAGGGCGUCGAUUGAUGGUAGCCAGUGUAAUUUGUAUAUUAUUGGUGUGAUAUGGCAAUACGGUGGUGCUAGAUACAGAAAUCUUGCAGCUGUGUUUUGA